Spodoptera littoralis (African cotton leafworm) is the source of this 495-nucleotide messenger RNA. The record is from the annotation of a GenBank genome assembly. Lineage: Eukaryota; Metazoa; Arthropoda; Insecta; Lepidoptera; Noctuidae.
AUGAAGUGCUUCGUCCUCGCAGUUUUGGCUUUCUCGGCAGUCGCCACCGCCAAACCUUACCUAGGCGCUGGCCUUGGAGGAAUUGGCUUGGGAGGUGUCGGCCUUGGCGGACUCGGUGGAGGUAUUGGACUAGGCGGUCUAGGCACUGGCCUCGGCGUCGGUCUGGGCUCCGGUCUAGGCGCAGGUCUUGGCCUGGGAGUGGGUGAAAGCUUCGGGUCUGGCGGUGGUUACGGCCAAUCAGGCUACGCUGGUGGAAGCAAUGGUUUCGGCAACAGCGGCUACGGUGGCAGUGCAGUGAACAUGGGCCAUGACAUCGGUCACCAGGAGAGCGACUACAGCCAGGCGGUCCACAGCCACCAGUCUUCUGGUCAUGAUGUUGGAGGUGUAAUGCAGGCUGGCCAAGGAGGACACAACCUCUACGGACACAACAACUACGGAGCUGGACAAGCAGGUUACGGGCAGAACUACAACCAAGGAGGAUUCUUAGGAUAUUAA